Messenger RNA from Coffea eugenioides, 1598 nucleotides. Its product is annotated as wall-associated receptor kinase-like 1. Gene Ontology annotation, molecular function: ATP binding; protein serine/threonine kinase activity. Gene Ontology annotation, biological process: protein phosphorylation; cell surface receptor signaling pathway. The coding region runs from base 4 to 1359 and encodes 451 amino acids. Lineage: Eukaryota; Viridiplantae; Streptophyta; Magnoliopsida; Gentianales; Rubiaceae. The transcript has a single exon. Gene Ontology annotation, cellular component: plasma membrane. The record is from RefSeq and is a predicted model, not a curated record.
CAGAUGCUCUUUGAUCAGUUCAAUAAUAUCCCUAUGCUAGUGAAAGAUAAAACUUUGCUCUACUUCCCAAUAAUGAGUCCUCUCAAGUUAUUCUUUCUGCUACUUCUCAUCCUUGCGGUAGUCAUAGUUACGUUAUGUCUUUUGGGCAUAAGGACUCCAAAGCUUCCUGCGGCUGCUGGGGUGACAAUUGCAGUGUUUACUGGUUUUAUCCUGCUACAGAAGAGACGCAAUAAAAAGAAGAAGCAGGGCCAUUUUGAACGAAAUGGAGGUCUUCUAUUGGAGAAACAAUUAUCUGCUGCAGAUGGUGCUAUUGAAAAAACAAGAAUUUUCAUUUCUAGGGAAUUGGAGGCGGCCACUGAUGGAUUCAACGAAAGUCGAAUACUUGGUCAAGGUGGCCAAGGUACAGUAUAUAAAGGGAUCCUAGCCGAUGGAAGAAUUGUGGCAAUCAAGAAGUCGAAGGUUGACGAAAGCCUGUUGGAGCAGUUCAUCAACGAGCUCGUCAUUGUUUCGCAAGUUAAUCACAGGAAUGUGGUAAAACUUCUGGGUUGUUGCUUGGAGACAGAAGUUCCUCUGCUUGUCUAUGAAUUUAUCCCUAAUGGAACCCUAUUUAACCUCAUUCAAAACGACAAUGAGGCUGAAUCCUUUCCUUUUACUUGGAGCUUGAGAUUAAAAGUAGCCACAGAGGUAGCAGGAGCAUUGGCAUACCUACACUCGGGGCUUACAAUUCCAGUCUUUCACAGGGAUAUCAAGUCCACCAACAUAUUGUUGGAUGAAAAAUACAUAGCUAAAGUAUCAGACUUUGGAGCUUCAUUGUCCAUUGCAAUUGACAAAACCCACAUGACUACUCGAGUCCAAGGGACUUUCGGCUACAUCGAUCCAGAAUAUUUCCUGUCGAGCCAAAUUUCUGACAAAAGUGACGUUUACAGCUUUGGGGUGGUUCUUCUUGAGCUCCUGACAAGACAAAAGCCCAUACCUUCCAGAGAAGAAGGAGAAGAUGUCUAUUUAGGGUUGGCACAAAGGUUUCUGACAUCCAUGGAAGAGAAUUCUCUUCCAACGAUUCUUGAUCCUCAAAUUAUGGAUCAAACAAAUGAAGGGGAGGUAAUUGCUGUUGCUAAACUUGCACAACGAUGCAUAGAUUGGGAUGGAAGGAGGAGACCAACUAUGAAGGAAGUUUCCAUCGAGUUGGAAAACAUCAAAAUGUGCAGAUGGGGGUUAACUAUUCAAGAAAAUUAUCAAAGUCCAAGUUGCACCAACGAAGAAGCUGUUGUGAUGAGUGAUUUUUACGACGCAUGGACUAUUGGAAGUGAGAACGUUAAGUCAACUUCAGAUGCCUACGCGGUAUUGAACAAUACAAUCUAAUUCAGCGCUGGCGGAAAAAUGACGGGGCUGGAAAGGGCAGUCGUCCCCAAGAAUUCCACAAAAUGUUUGUGUGCACUGUGAACUUGGUGUUCAAGAAACAACUUCCGGUGAUUAUUUUCUCCUCUCCCCACCACCCCCCCCCCCUUCCCCCGGGCCGGGGGCCCAAAUUCUUUCCCCUUUUUUGUGGCAGAAUGUACAGAGCUUUAGCGUCUAUCUUUUUACUGAUAACUUCAUCAAGU